Branchiostoma belcheri (Belcher's lancelet) is the source of this 438-nucleotide messenger RNA. RefSeq names its product ankyrin homolog. Bases 1 to 438 code for a protein of 145 amino acids. Gene Ontology annotation, molecular function: protein binding. NCBI's taxonomy places the organism in Eukaryota, Metazoa, Chordata, Leptocardii, Amphioxiformes, Branchiostomatidae. Gene Ontology annotation, cellular component: nucleus; cytoplasm. The record is from RefSeq and is a predicted model, not a curated record. The transcript has 4 exons.
AUGGACGAUGGCGAGUUUUGGAGGGCUCUGAGGGCGGGAGACGUGCAGACUGUGGAGACGGGUCUUCUGGCGGGGAGGGACGUCAAUCAGAGUUUGACACGGAAUGGUAGGACCGCACUCCAUCUGGUCAGCUUGAUCGGGAAGACUGGGGUAGUGGAGCUACUGAUUCAACAUGACGCUAAUCUGGAGGCAAGGGACAAGGUUGGCAGGACCGCACUCCAUGUGGCCAGCUCAAACGGCCAGACUGGGGUAGUGAAGCUGCUGAUUCAACAUCGCGCCGAUGUGCAGGCCAGUGAUGAGUAUGGCAGGACCGCACUGCAUAUGGCCAGCUCAAACGGCCAGACUGGGGUGGUGGAGCUGCUGAUUCAACAUGACGCUGAUUUAGAGGCGAGGGAUGAGGUAAGUACUGACAUGGCAAUCAUCUCAUGUAAAGAUUGA